AUGAUGUGCAUUUAUCAUUCUUAAAGUCCAAUAUCUUUGAUUUGUGUAGCUCCUCAUAAAUGUUUAAGAAAACUUUGUGUUGAAUGUUUAUAUGAGCAUGGAGUAGAUGUUAAACUUACAAUUCCAAUUUGUAAAUUUAAAGAAUUAAUCACCAAGAAAUUAUAAGAGCAUGAGCUUAAUGGAAUAUCUGAAUUAAAGAAAUUAAGAGAAGGUUUUAAAAUCCUAAUUUCUCAAACUGAAACUAUUAUUAAGAAAUUUUGGGAAGAUGUAAAAGAAUUAAUUAAAUCAAUAUUCGAUAACAUUGAGAAAGAAAAUUAAUCAUUUAUCAAUCUUAUCAACUAAAAUGAAAAUCUAGCAGAAUCUUCAUAUACUGACUUGAACAAUAUAGUGUAAAUUUUUGAAGGAAACAUUUUAGAUGAUUGGAAUAAAUAAAAAAAUUCUUAUUUGAUUAAUAUGAUGUAAAUUAAGAAUUGGAUAGAAUAGGGUGCAAACACAAUCAGUUAAAAUUUUAAAGAAAAGAUUAAGGAAGUAAUGAAGAUAUUUAAGUAAAAUAAUUGAUUUAUAAUUAUAAAAAGGAUUUAGAAAGAUGAAUCACUAGAAUGGUAGGAAAGUAUUACAGAAUAUGAAGGAAUUGUUUGGGAUUAAAAUUCGAUAGCUUCUAUAAAAAGAGUAAAAUUUCAAGUAAUCUAAACUAAAGAAAAAGAAAUAUAGUAUGUAAUGAAUAGAUUGUUAUUGAGAAAGUAAAACUUAAGAUUUAUUAAAUUAAUAGAGAUUAAAUUUAAGACACUAUAAAUAAGCCUGAAAUAUUAAUUAAUCUAGAAUAAAUAUAACAUUUGAAUUGGAUUGGUGAUUAUGGAAAACAAAAUUAAAAAAUUGGAAAAUGGACUGCAACUUGGAAAGGAUUAAUUUUAAGUGAUGUAGGAGGAUAUUAUUCUAAUGAAGGAAAGAAAUAAGGAAAAUGGAUUGAAAUAUUUUAGAAUUAUUGUGAGUUUGUUUAAGUUUAUGAAGUAGGAGAUUAUGUAGAUGGCUUUAAGAAAGGAACAUGGAAGUAUAUCUAUGAAGACGAAAAGAUGUAUAAAGUUUAUAAAUAUUCAAAUUAAGUGGGGGUGGAGAAUAUAAUAAGUAAGGUAAAAAGAAUGGUAAAUGGAUUGAAUUAGGCAAUGAGUUUUACAAAUAUUUUAAACUUACAUAUAAUGGUCGAUAUCAAAAUGGUAUAAAAGUGGGCAUUUGGGAAACCUGCUUGGCUGAAUAAGGCAUAUUAUAUGGUCAUAAUUAUAUAUCGAUGUAAUAUUAAUAAAUAAUUAAUUCUCCUUUUUAGAGGUGGUGGUUCAUAUGAUUUAAA
Molecule: messenger RNA, 1342 nt
Organism: Paramecium pentaurelia
Lineage: Eukaryota; Ciliophora; Oligohymenophorea; Peniculida; Parameciidae
Source: the annotation of a GenBank genome assembly